CACAUUUACUAAUUCAUAACUCUGCUAAUCUUCUCCUCCUCUCUAUUUAAACCCUCACUCAGUUCCUUCUUUCCACAACCAACACCUGGCUCCUACUCACAGAUCUCUCCACUCUUCUUGCUAUGGCUUUCAGAGCUCUGUUGCUUCUUCUUGCUGCUCUUCUUUCACUUACUGCUACAAGGGCUUCAUCCCACAGUGAAGUGUUUAAGGAGAAGGACAUUUACUCCAGAGUACUAAUAGCGCCUACACCAGUCCCUGCACCACCGGUAGUCAAGCCAACCCCAACUACCCCGCCUGUUUACAAGCCGCCCGCCACCCCUACCACACCAGUAGUCAAGCCACCGACUAGUCCUGCUCCGCCAGUAGUGAAGCCACCCACUCCUUCACCGCCUGUCUACAAGCCCCCCACCACACCAGUAAUCAAGCCACCAAAUGCUCCUUCACCAGUAGUGAAGCCACCUACUGUUCCUGCUCCGCCAGUAGUGAAGCCACCGACUUACUCUCCACCUGUAGCGAAGCCGCCGACGCCUGCUCCACCAGUCGUGAAGCCCCCCAGUACUCCAGCACCACCGAUGUUCAAGCCACCAACUCCUCUGCCUCCACCUUCUGGUACCCCAUUGCCACCAGUCAGGUCAAGAGCAGAUUGCAUCCCGUUAUGUGCAGAGAGGUGCAAACUGCAUUCAAGAAAGAACAUUUGUACAAGGGCUUGCAUUACUUGCUGCGACAGAUGCAAAUGUGUGCCGCCAGGAACUUAUGGUAACAGGGAGAAAUGUGGCAAAUGCUACACUGACAUGACUACUCGUCACAACAAGCCUAAGUGCCCUUGAAAGUUUGAUUGAGAGAGAAAUUAUCUUUAUAGUAAUUAAUGUUAAUAUGUUCCGAGUUUAAUGGUGGAGUAAAAGAAGGAAUAAGUGUAUGCUAAUUGUCUGUUUUUGCCAUUAGGAUAGUCUGCAAGUAUAUUAAUAGGGCAAUCAGUGCUCAAUAUUAGCUGUUUCUUGACUUCUGAAAGCUGAUUGCAGAUAUUAAUAUAUGCUGUUGUUUUAGUAAUAUAUUAAUGGAGAUUGUCAUUUUAUAUUUUCUCUUAAA
Molecule: messenger RNA, 1086 nt
Organism: Ricinus communis (castor bean)
Lineage: Eukaryota; Viridiplantae; Streptophyta; Magnoliopsida; Malpighiales; Euphorbiaceae
Product: gibberellin-regulated protein 14
Exons: 4
Coding region: 123-827 (234 amino acids)
Source: RefSeq, a predicted model, not a curated record